CUGCAGUUCACUGAUGAGUGGAAGAAAAAGAGAAGUCUUCCACCAAGUAUUUCUACCAGCUCCGUGGCCUCUAUAUCAAGGAGGGUACAGGAGCUGGCUAGUGUCCUCCCUGAGACCCGCCCACUCCGACCAUGCCCACAGCUGACCACACCCCCUCAGCCACCACACCCUUGCUCCACCCCAGAACGGGGUACGUAUACUAUUCAACGUCUGUACUGCUCGACUAGUAUUGUUGUUCCCUUUCAACAGAAUGUCUUUGGCAGAAGAGUUCCUCAUCUCAAGAGCAAAGUAUGUUUGUAUACCCACAAGUGUACAGUCGCCCUGUGUUGUCUGAGUCUUUGUUUUACGUGCACUAUUUGGUCGUUUGUGUCUUCACCCAACAGGCACACUCCCCCACCACUUACUCCUGUGCUGACCACACCCCCUCACGUGACGGGCGUGGCUAAUAUGGGCAUGGCUCCCACUCCACCCAUCGCCUCACCCUCUCUUCCUCCUCCUCCUCUCACUCACAAACGCACACCCACCAUUAUCCAGGCAUUGCCAGCACAACAAACCCAAAAUUCGCUCCCUACUCCAAUCCAACUGUUGCCGAACCCCUCCCUCACUGUCUCCCUCCCUCGUUUCUUCUCCUCCGUUGGGAGAACCACACCCACCACUCAUCAUAAUCAUCACCCACCCCCCACAGUGUCGCUAUCACAACCUCCCUCCUUCAUCCACCCCCUCCCUCCCUCUUCUCUCCCUGUCAUCAACAACAACACGAGGAAACGCCCAAUCCCUGCCAUCUCCACUCCUCCCGUUGCCAUGACGCCAGGGAAAAACCCCACUCCCCAGCAUCCCACAGCUGCAAUGAGGUCGUCAGUUGGGGUCAUUGCUACCGGCAACCGGAGACCAGAAACAUAUACACGGCCAAGGACAACAUUGGUGAGGGGAAACAUUUCGAGUGGGGACCAUUUUCACAACAUCCAGUUUCCUGAGGUGGUGGGUGUGGCACAGGGGAGCGUAGGACAGCUGACUCCGCCCAAACUCCGCCGAUUCUCGCACCUUCCCACCCUCUCAGCCUCCGCCCAGCUGCACGCUCCGUUGGUGAUGCCAAAGUUACACAGACUGACCACUCCCUCAUUCUCCUCUCGUGGCCCCGCCUCCCUUGCGGGCUCCACCUCAAUGCCGCUCCUGAGACCUCUGUCGCUGGAGAAUGGCUACUCAUCUUCAGCACCCAAACACAACCAAAAGCACUGCCAAAACUGAGAAGACUCUAGUCCUUGCCAAUAGCUAGUGUUGUAGUGGAAUUUUAGUAUGCAAACAACCUUUGCAAAAUUGAUGAUGUCAUGUGAACUUUGGUGAUGUCACAGUGUGUUAUGAUGUAAUGGAGAAUAUCAUCGUAGCUGAUGUCAUGAUUUGUCGUUGUCACGCAGUCCACAGACUCUGAGGCACUGGUUCGCAAACUCAACAAAGACAGGGAUGUUCAUGGCUCGUCUCAGCGCCUGCUGGGGGGCGGGGCUUCUGUCUAGCUCCAGAAGUAGGUCUCGGAGGUGGGGGUUGGUCAGCAUGCCCCUGGUAACAUCACAGUGGCCUAGUGCCUCCAGUGCUUCAAUUGGUAUUUUGUCCUCUGUCUCCUCUCCUUCUCUCUCUUCCUCUUCUUCUGUGGGCCUGACUCUUGUCUCCAUCCGCUGUCCACCAUCACCGCAUGGCCAACUCACAUCCUCUGCCAUCACACCAACGCUACAGUGAGGGGUUGUCACUGGCGAGUGAACUUGCUUACUCUGCAACUCUUGCUGUAUUGCGGAGAGAAUGGCGCCGUUUUCUUCCUUGUUCUCCUCCCUCACCGCCGCUUCUAGUUCUCCUAGAGUCUCUCCUAUACCCUCAUCCUCUUUCUCACUAGCG
This is a messenger RNA of Geodia barretti, 1881 nucleotides long. The record is from the annotation of a GenBank genome assembly. NCBI's taxonomy places the organism in Eukaryota, Metazoa, Porifera, Demospongiae, Tetractinellida, Geodiidae.